Closterium sp. NIES-65 is the source of this 4281-nucleotide messenger RNA. NCBI's taxonomy places the organism in Eukaryota, Viridiplantae, Streptophyta, Zygnematophyceae, Desmidiales, Closteriaceae. The record is from the annotation of a GenBank genome assembly.
AUGCCCCGCCGCCACGUCAUUGUGGCCCCCAUCCAACCGUACUUACCCCCUUUCGAGCCCUGCCUCGAGCUGUACCCUGAGUCCUCGAGCCCGGAGGGCAUGGAGGAUGUGAGCCAUGUGAUAGUGGAGGAGAGCCGAGAGGGCAUGGAGGGGGUGAGCCAUGUGAUAGUGGACGAGGUGCAUGAGAGGGACAUGGACACCGACUUCCUCCUCAUCGUGCUCAAGCAGAUGCUCUCCUUCCCCACCGUGCCCGCCGACACCCGUCCAGAGGGCAUGGAGGGGGUGAGCCAUGUGAUAGUGGACGAGGUGCAUGAGAGGGACAUGGACACCGACUUCCUCCUCAUCGUGCUCAAGCAGAUGCUCUCCUCCCCCACCGUGCCCUCCCGUAUCCGCGUGGUCAUUAUGAGCGCCACCAUCGAUGCCGAUCUCUUCACCUCCUCGCUCACUCGUCCUUUCUCGAUUUCGAUCGUGUCGGCAGCAGCCUCCUUCCUCUCAUCUGCUCCCAGCGGGCCUGCCACUACUUCCACCACUGCCCUAUGCUCGCCAUCCCUGGCUUCAUCCAACCCGUCUCAGUCCACUCCCUCACCAAUCUACCAUCCCAUCAUGGGCCGCCACGUGCCCUACCUGCUGCGCCACGCACUCCCCUUCAUGGCCCGUCCCGCCAUGCUCCCUCUGCCGUAUCCAUCCACUCCUCCGAACCCCUCCUGCACAUUUUCAACCCCUUUCUUUCCCCUCCCCUUCCCCUUCGCUGUUUCCCCAUCUCCUCUCCCCCCUCUCCCCCAUUCUCCCCAACCCCAGCUACUUCCACCACUGCCCCAUGCUCGCUACUUCCACCACUGCCCCAUGCUCGCAAUCCCCGGGUUCAUCCACCCGGUCUCAGUCUACUCUCUGGACGACCUCCCUUCCCUCAUGGGCCGCCACGUGCCAUCAGUGCUGCGCCAAUCGCUGCACCCCAAGUACGGGUGCGCUGACGAGGACGAGCUCGAUGCUGAGCUGGCAGCGAGGGUCGUGGCGUGGGUGGAUGAUGAGUAUGCAAGGGAAGAUGGGUCGAUUCUCUGCUUCCUGCCUGGGUGGGACACGAUAGCCGAAGCCAAGCGCCAGCUGCAGUUCCUUCCGGGAUCGUACCGCUUCCACAUUGUGAUGCUGCACUCCCAGGUGCCACCAGCGGAGCAGAGAGCAGCCUUUGACCGCCCUCCAGAUGGGAAGCGCAAGUCUCUCCACCUUGAAAUCUCUGCGUCUCACCUCCUGCUCCCUCCUCCUCCUCCUCCUCCUCCUCCUCCUCCUCCUCCUCCUCCUCCUCCUCCUCCUCCUCCUCCUCCUCCUCCUCCUCCUCCUCCUCCUCCUCCUCCUCCUCCUCCUCCUCCACCUCUUCCUCCUCCUCCUCCUCCUCCUCCUCCUCCUCCUCCUCCUCCUCCUCCUCCUCCUCCUCCUCCUCCUCCUCCUCCUCCUCCUCCUCCUCCUCCUCCUCCCCCCCCCCUCCUCCUCCUCCUCCUCCCCCCCCCCCCCCCCUCCUCCUCCUCCUCCUCCUCCUCCUCCUCCUCCUCCUCCUCCUCCUCCUCCUCCUCCUCCUCCCCCCCCCCCCCCUCCUCCUCCUCCUCCUCCUCCUCCUCCUCCUCCUCCUCCUCCUCCUCCUCCUCCUCCUCCUCCUCCUCCUCCUCCCCCCCUCUCCUCCUCCUCCUCCUCCUCCUCCUCCUCCUCCUCCCCCCCCCCCCUCCUCCUCCUCCUCCUCCUCCUCCUCCUCCUCCUCCUCCUCCUCCUCCUCCUCCUCCUCCUCCUCCUCCUCCUCCUCCUCCUCCUCCUCCUCCUCCUCCUCCUCCUCCUCCUCCUCCUCCUCCUCCUCCUCUUCCUCUGCAGGUGAUUCUAUCGACCAACAUAGCGGAGACGAGUGUGACGAUAGACGACGUGGUGUUUGUGGUGGAUGGCGGCAAGUCCAAGGAGAAGUACUUCGAGCCCGCAAGGAACAUCUCCUCCAUGCGCGUGCAGGUGAGGCAGCAAUGGCAGGGCCUGCAGUCCGCAGGGCAGUACUCACAAUUCUUGCAGUGGGCGUCCAAGGCGAGUGUGAAGCAGAGGCAGGGUCGAGCUGGUCGCGUGCGCCCGGGGAAAUGCUUCCGCCUCUUCACUCGCACAGUGUACGAGGCCAUGGCGCCCAACUCUGUCCCUGAGAUGCAGCGCGUACCUCUCGAGGAAAUCUGCUUGCAGAUCAAGCCCCUUCCCCUCGCAGCAGCCGUCACUGCCCAUCCCUCCUCCUCCUACCCCUCCUCCUCCUACCCUUCCUCCGCCACCGCCCAUCGCAGCACCAACAUCGGUCUCUUUCUCGCCAAGGCCCUCUCUCCCCCCGAUCCCUUUGCCGUUCGCCACGCCAUCGAGAAUCUCCAGAGGCUAGGCGCGCUGGAUGAAGAAGAAGAGCUCACAGCCCUUGGAUCGACCCUCAGCCGGCUCGCUGUGCACCCUCGAAUCGGCAAGAUGUUGGUGUAUGGGUCCCUUCUGCACUGCCUCUCUCCCCUCCUCUCCGUCGCUGCGGCUGCUUCCCUCUCUCGCGACCCGUUCCUCUCCCCCAUUACGAACCGCAACGCCGCCGACGCUGCGCGCCGAGCCUUCGCGACAGGCUCGGCGGCCGGGAGCGAUCAUCUAGCUGUGGUGAUGGCGCAUGAGGGGUGGAUGAGAGCAAACGCAGAGGGGCGGGCGAUGGGGUAUUGUGAUGAGAAUUUCUUAGCGCCGUCCGGGAUGCGGCUUAUGCUGGGGCUGAAAAUGCAGAUUGAGAGGAUGUUGUGGGGGGCUGGGCUGGCCCAAUUAGGAGAGUCUCUUGAUGCUGAUCUGCCGCCUAAGGCUCAGGCUCAGGCGCAGGGAGCUGGUGCAAGGGGGAUGGUGGGGCAGAGGAAGGAGACAGGGGUUGGAGGAGGACGAGGGGUGGAAGGGGGGUCUGGCAGUGGUGUUGGUGGUGAGGGUGGUGACGGUGCUGGUGGUGGUGUCGGUGGUGGGUUAUCUUCACUGAGUGAUGAGCGCAUGGACGAGCAGAUGGACGGCCGAGAUUACCCGCCGGGUCCCGACAGAGCCAAUGCUGCUGCAUCUGAACCGCACAUCGAUGACACCGACGAGUCAUCGCUCUUUAUCGCUCGCUCAGUGCUGGUUGCGGGUCUGUCUCCCCAUGUAGCCCGCUCGGACAUGCUCCCGGAAGCCCGGGGCGGCGCCGGUUCCGGCAGCAGCAGCGGCGGGAAGCAGAAGGUCCGGCUGAGGUUCGGGUUCCGAACCUCCGAGGGUCGGGUGUGGAUCCACCCGACUGGGGUGAUCCCGCAGCAGGGCAAGGCGUUGGACGAUGGGGGAGUGCAUUUUCUGACGUUUAACGAGCGUGUGCAGACCUCUCAGGUGUUUAUUCGUGGCUGCACGCUCAUCCCUGCUCUCUCUAUCGUCCUCUUUGGAGGUCCUAUCCAGCUUGCCCCUGCCCCAUCUCCGUUUCUACCCCUGGGAGGGGCUUUUCCCUCUGGGAAUCCAUACGGUGCUGCUGCUGCUGGCGCCUAUGGGUUUGGGUCCUCCUCGCUGGCGUCUCAGCCGGUUCUGCUUGUUGUGGACCGUUGGAUCGAGUUUGUGGUGGAUCGGCACGUGGGAGAGCUGCUGGUGCAGCUGCGGGCGGUGCUGGAUUCGAUUCUGGGGAGGUGGGUGGCGGGAGGGCCGCGGCCGGCCAAUGAGAGGCGAGUGGUGGGGUGUGCCGUAAGGCUGCUGGAGCAAGCAGGGAGAGCAGCCGUGCGGGAGACGGAAAAUGCAGAAAAAAACUCUGCUGCUGCCGCUGGUGCUGGUGCUGGUGCUGGUGCUGGUGCUGGUGCUGGUGCUGGUGGUUUUGGUGGUGUUGCUGGUGCUGUUGGUGGUGUUCCUGGUGGUCCGCUAUGUGCGAUGGGAUCGUUUGGUGGCAUCAUGUCAGCUGGUGGUGGUGCUGUUGCAGGUAGGGUGAUUGAUGAUGGCGACCGAUGGAUGUCAGGAGGUGGUGGGGGGGAUUGGAGGGGAGGUGGUGCUGGCGGGGGGGAUUGGAGGUCUGGUGCUGCUGCAAGGGCGGAUUGGAGGGGGGGCGGUGCUGGUGGUCGUCAUGAGCCUAGUCAUCGUGGGUAUGGUGACCGAGUCUCAACGGAUGGGUCUGGGUAUAGAAGCCAGGAAGCAAGGAUGGCAAGGACCCCUCUGCCGACCUCAGAGCUAAGGUCACGUGGACUUGCCGUGAUUGCGACCGCAGCUGUCUACCAGUACGAGACGAAUCCCAAUGUAUCUGCGGCCACAGGCUUCGAGAGCAUCGCCUGA